Molecule: messenger RNA, 2457 nt
Organism: Lepus europaeus (European hare)
Lineage: Eukaryota; Metazoa; Chordata; Mammalia; Lagomorpha; Leporidae
Gene: PIWIL3
Product: piwi like RNA-mediated gene silencing 3
Exons: 20
Coding region: 1-2457 (818 amino acids)
Biological process (GO): regulatory ncRNA-mediated gene silencing
Cellular component (GO): P granule
Molecular function (GO): piRNA binding; protein binding
Source: RefSeq, a predicted model, not a curated record
AUGCGCGUGCUAGAGGUCCUACAGCUGCACGCUCGAGAGGCAGAGCAGCUGUGCGUGGCAGAAGCCCAGGGGCUGCGUGGGAGAGAGGCCUGCCGGCUGCACAUGAGCAACAAAAAGGAGCAGAAGGAGGAGUCGCAUCUCCAGGUCACAAGUGACCCGCAUUACGCUGGUACAGGAGAAGCUGAGCUUUCAGCUAAAUUGCAGACAUUAUCAGUGAAGCCGAGGACUGGCGGACUCUUUGAAGACCACGUGGUAAAUACCAGGCAGAACAUGGAACACGUUAAAACAUCAAAAAUAGGUUCAGAAGGUCAAAAGGUAACGCUUUUGGCCAACCAUUUCCGAGUGACGUCCCAGCCCCAGUGGAAUGCUUAUGUAUACACCAUGAACUUCCAACCAGAAGUAGAAGAUACUGCCCUCCGUACGGCUUUACUUCUUCAAAACAAGUCAAAACUUGGGAGUUACUUUCUGUUGGAUGGAAACUCGUUAAUAUUACCCAGACAACUACAAAACUUGAGAGAAGAGAUUACCGGCCUGAAUGAUGAUGAUAAAGAGGUAGAUAUUACACUGCAAUUUUCCAAGAAACUCCGACCCAGCCACCCCGAUUGCAUACGCUAUUUCAACAUCCUCUUUCGAAGAGUUCUGAGGUUGAUGAAUUUGAAGCAGAUUGGUCGCAACUAUUACAACAACAAGGAAGCAAGGGAGUUCCACGAACAUAACAUGGAAAUCUGGCCUGGCUAUAUUACGUCUAUUCUGCAAUACGAAAACAGCCUUACCCUCUGUGCUGAUGUGAGUCACAAACUGAUCCGAAUGGAGACUGCUUACGAUAUAAUAGCAAGGAUCUAUGAAAACAACCAAUAUGGAGAUUGGAAGAAGAGCGUGGAGGAAGAACUAAUUGGAUCAAUUGUAAUCACAAAAUACAACAACAGAACCUACAGAAUUGAUGACAUUAAUUGGCAUAAAUAUCCUAAAAAUACAUUUAAGAGAGCAGAUGGCAGUGUAGUCACCUUUGUAGAUUACUACAUGGAGCGUUACAGAGAAUGUAUCACUGACUUAAAUCAGCCACUGCUGAGCAGCCAAGGAAAAUGGAAAAAGGGCCAGCAAGAUAUACCACGUGACCCUAUACUGCUGGUCCCUGAGCUGUGCUACCUCACAGGUCUAACAGAUCCAAUGCGUAAAAACUCGAGAAUCAUGAGGGACUUGGCCUCAUAUACACGUUUGGAUCCACAAAGAAGACAGGAAAAACUGAGAAAAUUCAUGAAUGCUGUACAAAAUGAUAAGACUGUACAAAAUGAGCUUCAACUCUGGGAUCUGCAGUUUGACAGCAACUUCUUGACAUUCAAAGGAAGAGUUAUGAAUGAAGUCAAAGUCCACCAGCCCAGAGGAUGGAAAUCUGUGUUUGAGCUCACCAGUCCUUCCCACCACCACCAGUCCAACCCACAGUUUUGCCUUUUCAGGAACCUCAUGCAGGAGAUAAUAACUGAUGAAUUUGAGACGUAUAUAACCAGGUUAAAGAAACUUGACCUGAACCAGAAACAGAUGGUGGUUUGUGUACUACCCAAUGACAAGAAAGACAGAUAUGACGACAUUAAAAAAUACCUGUGUAUCGACUGUCCAAUUCCAAGCCAGUGUGUGGUGGCACGAACCUUGGAGAAACCUCAGACUCUGAUGACCAUUGUCGCAAAGAUCGUUCAGCAGAUAAACUGCAAACUGGGAGGAGCCCUCUGGACGGUGGAAAUAAGUAUGCAGAGAACAAUGUUCGUUGGUAUCGAUUGUUUCCACGAUAUUGCACAUCGACAUAAGUCAAUUGCAGGAUUUGUGGCAAGCACCAAUCAAGAAUUAACAAGGUGGUACUCUGAGUGCGUCAUCCAGGAAGCGGGACAGGAGCUUGUGAGCGGGUUGGGCGAUUGCUUGAAAGGGGCCAUCGCUGUCUGGCUGGAAAACAUACCAUCGGUACCAAUGAACGUUAUCGUGUAUCGGGACGGAGUGGGAGACGGUCAGCUCCAGGCCUUGCUGGACCAUGAGAUACCCCAGCUUGUGAAUUGCUUAGAAAGCAAUUUUCCUGUCCGAAUCAAUCUCACUUUCAUUGUGGUGAAGAAACGGAUAAACACCAGAUUUUUUCUCGAGCAACAAGGAGGACUUCGGAAUCCGUCUCCAGGAACAGUAAUCGAUGUGGAAUUGACCAAGCAUGAAUGGUAUGACUUUUUUAUUGUGAGUCAGUCUGUGACGGAUGGCACUGUCACCCCAACCCAUUAUAACGUCAUCUAUGACACGGUUCGCUUGAAGCCGGAUGAGGUGCAGCGUUUAACUUACCAGCUCUGCCACAUGUACUACAAUUUGCCAGGCAUCAUUCGAGUUCCUGCUCCUUGCCACUAUGCCCAUAAACUGGCUUACCUCGUGGGCCAGAGUAUUCACCAAAAACCACAUAUCUCGUUAUCAAAGUUCCUCUACUACAUCUGA